This is a messenger RNA of Aplysia californica (California sea hare), 657 nucleotides long. Its product is annotated as minichromosome maintenance domain-containing protein 2-like. The record is from RefSeq and is a predicted model, not a curated record. Lineage: Eukaryota; Metazoa; Mollusca; Gastropoda; Aplysiida; Aplysiidae. Bases 337 to 657 code for a protein of 106 amino acids. The transcript has 3 exons.
UACUCACAGUUUCGAGCGCGGAACGAUGUGUGUGGGUCUUACAGGUCCGGAGCUCCAUCCACUGUGUCGACCCACCAGUAGCGUCGAUCCCUGAUCAGCCUGGAUUUAAGUCCUGGCUCGGAAGGCCGGUUCAACCUUCACGUCUGUUUAUAUACCCCCCGUGCUCCCUUAUUCUCCUACACUCACUAGGCUACACUGAGUUUGUUCACUUAUUUCACGUGAUUCUGGCUUGUCUGGUGAUCACAGCGAAGUAGACCACACCCUUUCUUCCCUUCUUUGAGCCUGUCUCACUGUCAGCGACUUUAUGUUACAGAGCAGGUGCUGAGCCGGGGAGCCAUGCUGAAGCUGAAGCUGGUGCUGCUGAUCAGCGUCUGCCUUGACCCUCAGAAGCAUCUGAUGCACGUACUGGCUCUGGGAAAAGAGGUGUCUCAGAUCCGUGCCCUGAUGACUUACGCUCAACAGUUUUCCGCGCGGGUGUUCCCUGUGUCCGCGACCACGCCCCUCUGUGCCACCGUGAGGAAGGACUGUACCUCCUGGCCUCCUUACUUCAUACAAGCCGGGUCGUUGUCGCUGGCGUCGGGCGGUGUGUGCCCCACUGGGGAUCUCGGGGCCUGGCAGAAACAAGGGCGGGACCAGCUGCAAGCCGGCAAGUACUGA